AUGGCCAAACACACAAUCGACGAACUCCUCAAGUCAAACAGCCACUCUAUCACCGCUCUCACCCGCAAAGGCCGCAAUCUAUCUCUCCCUUCUAGCGUCACUGUCAUUGAAGUAGACUACACCUCCAUCGAAGACCUGACGGCCGCCCUCCACGGCCAAGACUUUCUCAUGAUCACCCUUUCCGUUACCGCACCUCCCUACAUCCAAUCCAACCUCGUUUCCGCCGCCGCCGCUGCCGGUAUCAAGUACGUUAUGCCCAAUGCCUACGGCUUCAACUUCAACUCCGCCGCUCUUAUCCAAGAUAUCCCUGUUGCAGGCAUGGCCCAGCAAACCUUUUCCCAAAUUGAGACAUUAGGAAUGCAGCACUUUUCUCUGGUCUGCAAUUUUUGGUACGAGUGGAGUUUGGGUGUUGGUGCAUUGUAUGGCAUCGACAUCAAAGACAAAACAGCAACGUUCUUUGAUGAUGGAGAGACUGUCAUCAACACCAGCACUUGGAAACAGUGUGGUAAAGCUGUUGCAAAGAUACUGUCUUUGCCGUUGGGGGAGCUGCAAAAGUAUGCGAAUAGCAGUUUUUAUGUGAGCAGUUUCCGUAUCUCGCAAAGGGAGAUGCUGGAUUCGGUGCAUAGAGUCUUGGGCACGAGUGACGAAGACUGGAAGAUCGACUACGAAACCACCAAGCACAGGUAUGAGCAAGGAAACGAAAGUGCGGCGAAUGGAAACCCGAUGGGAUUUGCUCAAGGUAACUUGUUUUUCCUUUUCCUUUUCCUUCCGGGCAGACGAUUAACGCUGGAAACCAUAGCAAUGUACGCACGAGUCUUCUUCCCAGACGGCAGUGGCGACUACGAACACAACAGAGGGUUAGACAACGAGGCUCUGGGAUUGCAGCAAGAGGAUCUGGAUGAAGCGACAAGAAAGACUAUCGAAAUGGUGCAGAGUGGAUGGAAUCCUUAUGCUCCUCAGUAG
This is a messenger RNA of Aureobasidium uvarum, 963 nucleotides long. The record is from the annotation of a GenBank genome assembly. NCBI's taxonomy places the organism in Eukaryota, Fungi, Ascomycota, Dothideomycetes, Dothideales, Saccotheciaceae.